AUGCACAAAACAACACGGCUAGAAUUUGAAGUUAGUUUUCUCCUUUGGUCGUUUUUCAUGUCUUCUGGUCCUCCCUUUUUCCACAGAAUAAUUCAGAAUGCUUGGAAAAGCAUUGACUUUCCAAAAUAUCAGUAUGAAGGUAACCUCCCUCUAUCUUCACCCACCAGUAUAACCAGAAUCAGGUCCUUAACUUUAUCAGUGCCUCAGAACCAUGGUUCUGAUUGUUUGCCAUUGUACCAUGUUAGCGCAACUGAGGUGGAAAAACUAGACUACAACCCCCCUAAGACCCCCUUAAAUCUUUCACCAAAAAUUGUAUAUUUGACCUUUGCUGCUUUAGGGUAUCAAACAAUAUUUACAUCCCAGGAUCAUCCUUUUGUUCUUGGACCUGCCAUGGUGAUUGCAUUUGCAGCUUCACUCUCUGUGGUGUUGGUAUCAAACAAUGAUACUAUCAAGCGUUCCUACCCAAGGCUUGCAACUAUUGUUGAAAUAAUUGGGUAUCUCUCUUUUACACUCAGUUUCUUGGUAAUGACAAAAGUUUUAUUCUCUGGAAAUUUAAUCUUGUGGAUAAUCAUUGGAGGGUUGACUAUGGUUUGGACCAUGGUAGCCCUCCUUACACGCUUCUCUACAUGA
Messenger RNA from Sphenostylis stenocarpa, 630 nucleotides. Lineage: Eukaryota; Viridiplantae; Streptophyta; Magnoliopsida; Fabales; Fabaceae. The record is from the annotation of a GenBank genome assembly.